Molecule: messenger RNA, 282 nt
Organism: Angiostrongylus costaricensis
Lineage: Eukaryota; Metazoa; Nematoda; Chromadorea; Rhabditida; Metastrongylidae
Source: the annotation of a GenBank genome assembly
AUGGAGAGGCUGUUAAAAUCUCAGGGCCAAUGGACGCAGCCUGGAUUUCAAAGAACCAUGGUGAAGAUCUGCACCUACAAUCCACGUACACUUGCAUCCGAGUCUUCGAUGGAAGACUCGCUCGUACAGGCAAGAAGGAUAAAGCACGACGUCAUCGGCCUGGCUGAAACGAGACGACGCCAGCCUUUCAAAGCCGUCUAUGACAGUGGAGAAAAACUGCUCCUCGGAACGGAACAUGCGACAGUAGAGAAGUCGGCGGCGUUGGCCUUUUCCUCAACAUGA